This is a messenger RNA of Porites lobata, 7748 nucleotides long. Lineage: Eukaryota; Metazoa; Cnidaria; Anthozoa; Scleractinia; Poritidae. The record is from the annotation of a GenBank genome assembly.
AUGAGAAGGACUGGAGCAAGUGACUGGUCCGCCAUCUUGGACAGAACAAACAUGGCAGAGACAACACAAAUGUUGUCAUUUCAUGAGCUUUUUUUUAAUGUAGACAAUGGAUAUCUUGAAGGAUUGGUCAGGGGAUUUAGAUCAGGGGUCCUAACUCAAAGUGAUUACCUUAAUUUAUCGCAGUGCGAGACCUUAGAAGGCAAGUGAUGUCCAUGUUUAAAAUUAGCUCUCUUGUGAUCGGAGUUCCUGCUUUUAGUUAAUGAUUAUGAUUAUUUGGUUCUCUUUAUUCUUAAAACAUCAAAAUGUUUAGAAUUUAAUCUAGUACUUUUUAUCGAAAUAUGUCUCAAGACCAGCUACGGCUACAUUUCUCAAAUGCCAUGUCCUUCAUACAUGUCCUUCAAUUCCGAUUAGUUUUACUUCUGUCAUGAAAAAUAGAUUAGUUCGGGUGAUUUUCUGAAAUCAGAUCACCUUUGUAAAGAAUAAUAUUUUGGAUUAAAACUCAACCUUUCUUUCCAUCCUUUAAUAUUUGUAGAAUGUUUUCACUUGACUUUGUAUGAUGCUCUAAACAUCUUUGUUGUUGUAUCAUUGAUUAUUAUUGUUAUUAUUAUUAUUAUUAUAAUUAUUGUUGUUGUCAUCAUUAUUAACAUUAUUAUCAUGGAUGUCUUUAUGUAAAGACGUGUUAUUGACAACACCUUCAACUGGAUCAUAUGCACAAUGGUAACUCUAAAAUUAAGACUGCACUCCUUUUUGUCAUGUUUCAGACUUAAAACUUCACUUACAGAGUACAGAUUAUGGAAAUUUCCUUCAAAAUGAAGCUGGUCCCUUGAAUGUGUCAGUAAUUGAUGACAGACUCAGAGAGAAGUUGGUUACUGAAUUUAGACAUCUUCGUAAUCAAGCUUUGGAACCGAUGGGAACUUUUAUGGAUUUUAUUACGUAAGUAGAGCAGACCAAGACUUAAAUGAGAAAAUCAGGUAGCCCCAAGGCAAGAUGUUGCUUUAGUGUACUCAGCUUGCGAUCUGAGCUGCUUGCCCAAAAUUUAGUUAUUUUGCUAUAAAAUCAUUUGCCUAUCAUUAGGCAGCUUCAGUGCGAUGAAGCUUGUCUCCCUUCCCUGAGAGUAGGGGGUGCUUCGGUGCUGGAGGUCUUGACUUCAAUCCCUGGUGGCAUCAUGUCUUUGUUUCAAUUUCUUUCCAUUCUGCGUAGCCUUAAAUGAGGCUAAAUGCAAUUUGGGUGAAGUUAAAUGGGUUGUCUCAUGAGCUGUGCAUGCUCAGGAAAUCACUGUCAAAACUGCUCUUCCUGCUCUGUAAUUGUAUUUAGUGAAAAAGGCGUCGGUAGGCAACACACGACUUUUUCUUCUGCCAAAAUGCUGCUUGUUCCAGUAAGUGUUCUUUCUCUAGAGGGUAGAUUAUACUCUGGAGGUUCUAAAUUUUUACUGAGCAAAUUAAUAUGUUUAAUAUAUUUGCCACUUGUUUCACACUGAGAGGUCAUGACAAGCAUAUUGAUUUUCUCCUGUGGUUUUUGUUUAUGGAUUUGCCCUCUGAUGCAAGAGCAUUUUCUUUGACCUCUUUUGAAAUGUAAAGCUCUCUUUUGCAGCUAAAUAAGGGUUUUCCAUUCUUUAAUUUUCUCCAAAUUGUCCUCUAGAUCUGAAUAUGUUAUGUACUUGUGUUGCUCUUGACACCACCAUCGUCUAGGGCACCUACACCCAACCUCAUCUAUUGUUGAUGAGUUUAAGCACCUUUAAAUAUACUUACUGAACAGAGCACUGAUGGAGCAGGGGGUAAAAUGAGUGCACCGUCGACCUCAAGUUUAUUGACAGUUGAAUUACUGUCAUAAGUUAUUGACAUAAAAUAUGGUUGCCAUAUCUUUACCUUUAGGUUUGACUGUACCAUGUUUUAUUGCAUGAAGGUUUAGGUUCAUGAAUUUAAUGGUAUGAGAAAUCUGUUUGUAAACUGGCCGAUAUUCUUUUGAUAAUUUUGGAGUACGGACAGAGUCCUAUCAUCCUCAGUGUUUGCCAUACAAAAAGUCUUUCAAAUUGUUUACACAGACUAACUAUAGUUCAUUGACUUUAUCAUUGUAGCUAUAGUUACAUGAUUGAUAAUAUCAUCCUGUUGAUCACUGGAACUUUGCAUCAGCGACCAAUCACAGAGCUAGUUCCCAAGUGUCAUCCUCUUGGUAGCUUUGAGGAGAUGGCUUCCAUAAACAUUGCCUCCACACCAGCUGAACUCUACAAUGCCGUCAUGAUUGACACUCCUCUAGGUUGGUCAAAACAUUGUUACUUUACCAUUAAGCUGCAUUUUUUGUGACAAGUAUUUCCUUUUCAGUGAAAACUUGCCCCUGUAAAAGCACCUUUAAACACCAGGCCACAGUUGUUCAAUCAUUGGAUAGUGCUAUCCAUCAGAUAUAUCACUAUUGCAAUUGGUUUCCCUAAUACUUACCCACUAGAUAGUGAUUUAUCUGAUGGAUAGCUCUAUCCAAUGAUUGAACAACCCCGGGCCAGGUGUCUAUCUCACAUUUCUAUAUUUUACAUUUUGUUGAAAGUUUAUUUUCAUUUACUUUGAACUCAUUAUUAUGUCACCAUGUGAUGCUGUUUUUUAUACAUUUUCCUUUGUCAUCUUGUUGUAUAAUUUUAUUAUGGAUCCUUCCUCUUUCAAAACAGAGAAUAAAAAAUAAUGUUACAACAAAAUAUGUGAGGGCCUGUGCCAAGUCAUUGUAUUUAGAAAAUUGCUAACUCUUACUUUUUUUUAUAGCCCCCUUUUUUGUGGAAUGCAUAUCAGAGCAGGACUUAGAUGAGAUGAACAUUGAAAUUAUAAGAAACACUUUAUACAAGGUAGCUUUGAGUAAUAAUAACAAAAUAAAAUUAUAUCCAUUGUCUUCUGUGGUACAUAAUGUAAACUAGUGGUAACCAUGGAGAUAAGAGGUCAAGUUGCCUGAAAAACAUCUCUUCCCAAGUUAUGACCCCCCAAACCAGAGUUACAUUGUAUGUUGCCUAUUGUUAUGUCACCCAAAAUUUUAUCAGGUGUAAUGCACAGAGAAAUAUGUUUAAGUUAAAGAGUGUGUAAUAUAUUUAGUUCCUUAAACCAGCAUAAGACCAAAUAGGUGGGAAAAAUAAGUAAUACAUGUAUGACGAAAAUAAUUAUAUCUCAUUAUUUAAUCCUUGAGUUCUUGUUGGGAAAUAGAUCUUAUUAAUGAGACUGAAAGUUUAACAUGUGUAAAAUGUACAAAUUAAUUAGUAAUGUUUCUUUUUAUCUUUUACUUGACAGGCUUAUCUUGAAGGGUUUUACAAGUUCUGUGAAGAUUUAGGUGGCACAACAGCAGAUGUGAUGUGUCCCAUCCUUCAGGUAAGUGAUUUUUUUUCUGUUGAGUUGAUUGGUUUGUUGGGCUAUCAGUAAUGUUCAACCUGAUCAUCUUUCAGCGGUGGAUACAAGGGAAACAUGUAUUGUAAUGUUUACGUAGUAAUAACAAUAAUAAUGGGGUUGCCAACUUUCCUCACUUGCAGCAGAUGGUUGAAAUGCAUAGGAACCAGGGGUGAGAUCAGACAUCAGCAAUGCAUAGGAACCAGGGGUGAGAUCAGACAUCAGCAUGUAAAAGUGUAAUAUGCUGCUGCUUUUGUCCAUGUUUGAUCUCACCUUACCCACCCAGACCAAUUAUGGCACAUGUCAGAUAGACCAUGACACUGGGGCCUACACUGUACGUCCGCUACUCUUUCGAACAAUGUCAAAGGUUCUUUUAUGCCCCCUUCCAAUUGAUGUGUAAGGUGGAAGGAGACAAGGCCAACGGCUGAAUGUCACUGCCUUAUGAUGCAAUCAACUGAACUGAUAAUGGGGUUUUAGUCACAGCUAGCAUGAUCCCACCAGUUAUUUAAAGACCUUUGUUGAUGGUCCAGCCGGGCUUUGAAGUCACGGUCUCCCACUCAGCAGACUGGCACUCUUCCAACUGAGCUAACUGGGUACAGUUUAAGCCAAUAUGAUUCUCUUCUUUCUAUCCCUUGGAGCAAAUCAUUUUUAAAACUCUGUACCAUGAUAGAAAAAGAAAGCAACAACACAAAACAAUGUAUUGUAGUUAAUCUAGUAUUUAGCAUUCAAUGCAAACUGUAAGAUAUUCAGGAGCUUGCGAAUCGACGACUUUCGCACGACGCCGCGACUGGGUCACGUCAUAGUUCUGCGUUGUCAUCCUGUAGAAAUUUGAAUUUACGAUUCGUAGUAAAGACGACGACGUUGGUGCGCGAGGCUGGCAAAUUUUCCCACCGUUUCUGAAGUUUGUUUACUUCUUUUCAGAAGUAAGCUUGUUUGUUCAACCAAGAUGUCUAAACUCGUAAGAGAAACAAGAGCUCGUAUUGCAGACGCUUAUGGAGACAGAUUUAUAAAGGACCGAGUAUUUCACUGUAUUUGUGCUUUUAUGCGUUUCGUCAACAAUCUCAGAGUUAACUACAGAUUUAGAUGAGACAACAAAGGACAAAUGCAAGGCUCGUUUAUAUACAGGGAGGGCAUUUUAUAAACUUGCUGAACAGCUGUAGUUACUGUGAUGAGAUAACCACUUGCAAUGGUCUUGUUGUAGCUUUGGUACCAUCUUGCCAAUAUGGUUUCACUCGGUGUUAAUUUAUGUUUGUCUACAGCUAGCUAUGGCGUUGAUUCAUCGGGUCGUUACUUCAAUGAAAACAGACAAACAAAUCGAAAACAUAUGUAAAGAACACGUACCUAAUGUUAUACUUGAAUUAUCUGGAAAAAUCCGUUAUUAGUCUCACGUCCUGCUUUUUCUAGGACGCCGGCGAAUCGCUGUCAACAAUGGCGUUGACUUUGGCGCGAGGCCGGCAAGUGCCCAGAUAAGCAUGCGCAGUAAGCCUCUCACGCAGUCCAAAGGCAUCGUCGUGUGAAAGUCGUCAAUUUGUAAGCUCCCUACUACUGUUGGGAAGAAAAACAGAAAUGAACUUGUAUGGACAAAAAAGAUGUAUUAUGACAAUACUGCUCAUUUUUGUUGUUGGUUUCAGUUUGAAGCCGAUCGUCGUGCUUUCAUCAUCACUAUCAACUCCUUUGGUACUGAACUUGGUAAAGAUGAUCGCAAUAAGCUGUAUCCCAAAUGUGGAAAACUUUAUCCAGAAGGGCUUACAAGACUGGCCAAGGCAGAUGAUUAUGAACAAGUUCGAGCUGUAGCUGACUACUACUCUGUAUGUAGAACUUAACACUUUUGUUAAAUAAAUUAAUAUUACAUUGUAAUUGUUAGCCUCUACAUGUAAACAGUUUUUGUCCAUGAAAAUCGGAUUGGCUACAUGGGCACAUAAAUGGGUCAUUGUGUUAAUCAAAGAUAAGGCUUUUAAAGUGCCUUGGGAGUGAUAAGUUGUUUUGUGAUAGUUUUAUUCAAAGAGCAAUUUUUGACAUUCUUUUAAUUCACUUAAGAACACAUACUUCUUUUGUCGACCGUCAUACCCUUUCUAGUCACUUUUAGAAAGGAAGACUGGUUAGGUAUAAAGUACAACUUACAUAAAUUACUGAAAAAAGUAAACUUCCAUCUGACUUUUAAUGGUGUAUGGUUUUGUUGCAGGAUUAUAAAUCUUUAUUUGAAGGAGCUGGGACAAAUCCUGGUGAAAAGACGCUUGAAGACAAGUUUUUUGAACAUGAGGUUAACAUUAAUUUUUGUUUCUCUUGUGCUUAAAUUUGGCUCAGUUGGCCAGAGGCAGUAUAAUACUGCUUUUUAUUAUGCAGUGUUAUGAAAGGCUUUUGGCAAUACUUUCAGACUGCAAUACUCAGGGUCAGAAUGGGUAGAAAAAGGGGGCGGACAGAAUUUCAGCAAAGUCUGUCUUCUAGAGCCUUACUUUCUAGAUACAAUAAUAUUAUUGCUGUCAUAGUUUUCUGGACCCGCUCUUGGUCAGUGAGACAAACAUACUGAUAAGAAUAUCAGCUUUCCUGAAGGGUAACAAAAAUCUUUCAUAUACGAACCUGUUAUUUUUGCCAGGCUGAAUGGCUUUUGAUACUGAAUGGCUUCUGAUGUUUCUGUGUAUUUAAUUGCCAAAUUAGAGACUUAAGGUCCUCAAUCCACUAGGUUCUUGUAUGUGGUUUUACUGUACCCUAUACCUUCACCCUUUAUUGAUUAGAGUUGUGACAGAAGGCAGUCAUCCUUUUUUUUCAAAUCUUGUAUUGUUUUUUUGCAGGUGAAGAUGAACAUACUGUCAUUUCAGCAGCAGUUCCAUCUGGGAGUAUUUUAUGCCUAUGUCAAACUGAAAGAGCAGGAAUGCAGAAAUAUUGUGUGGAUUGCUGAAUGCAUUGCACAGAAAAAUAAGUCCAAAAUCGACAACUACAUUCCCAUAUUCUAAACUAAUGACAGAGGUAGACUUUGUUGAUUGAAUUUAAAUAUGCAACCAGCUAAUCUGUUUGAGGUUAGGUGGGCGUGAUACUAUAAAGAAAUCAGGAAUGUUAUUUGUGACUGAUUUAGUUGGAAUGGAAAUUUCCUUAAAAUAUUUAAGAAUUGAACUGAAUGUUGUAUGUUACAUGUAAAGUAGAGUCCUUGUACAUGUUGUGAAUGAGGGAUAUAUUUUGUUUACAUUAAUUUUGCUGUAGACAGAGACCUCAUCACUACAUCUUUCCAACAUGAAUGGUAAACAUAACCUAGUGGCCAUGGAUUGGUUCUGGGCAGUUGGUAUGAUUUCCGGCAUUCCAUAGUGACUUGGCACAUACACACCAAAAUUAGGAUUAAUGUAAUUUAUGUCAUAGUCAAGGAUAACUAAGAAAAUAAAUGCCACCACAUAAUAGUGUGGCUUUCUGGGUUGUUAACCUUAUUCUCAUAGUAGCAUGGUACAUUAACCCCGAAAUUAGAAUUUUAUUAAUUUGUAUAGCAGAAUACUUAACAAAAUUAAUAAAUGCCACCAUGUAACAGUAUAGCUUACUGGGUGUGGCUUAAAAGAUUACGCCACAGCUUUUCAGCUUUCGAAGAAUUUUAUUCUCUUUUUCAAGUAAAAUAUCUCAAGCAGUUUUCUUUAGAUUACCAAGCUCAAGGUAGUUAAUUCCGGAAUGUUAUUUUUUUAAUGAUAUUUUGCAGUGUUCACUUAGGUCCUGAUUAUUGUUUUGAUCAUGGGCAUCUUAAUAACUGUUUAUGAUUACACUGGCUCUAGAGGUGGGUCAGCGAAAUACCGUAAAAUUCUGAAAAUAAGCCCCUCUAUGUAUAAGCCCCUCCAAAUAUAAGCCUCCCAAACUCGUAAUGCAAAGAACCUUCUGUUAAAUCGUCCCUCCAAAUAUAAGCCUCCUGGGGGGCUUGUACUUGGAAACUGCCCUCAAAUACAAACUAAAACAAAGCAAAAACAGUAAAUUUCGUUCCAACUACAAGGCUAGCCCAAUCAAUUUUGAACUGCAAAUUUCCCACGUAGCUCCCUCCAAAUAUAAGCUCCUCCAAAAAUGAGCCCCUCAAAAAGGGCCUUUGAAAAUAUAUGCCCUGGGGCUUAUUUUCGGAAUUUUACGGUAUGUGAGAUAAAACAAUCCACAACUUAACUGCUUGCAAACUUGAUUUGCAUUUGAUUUAGAAAGAAACCCUUUGACAUCCUGGGUAGUGUAUGAUUGGAAAAUUAUUAAUACUUAUUAAUUGGAUUGAAACUGUAAUCUAAUCUCCCAAGGCUUACAAAAAGGGAGACAUCGGUAAGAAGGGGUGAGAUCUGGGUAUGAGAUUACUUUUCUUCCUAAUCAGGUGUUGAUCAGUGAUCAUAUUAAUAGUUAUGACACUGAUUUUUUACUGUCAGUUACAAGAUUGUAACACAAUAAAUUUAUGAUUGU